CAAUAUCAAAAAGCUCUUUCUUGUUUUUUUUUUGUUUUUUUUUUAUCUUUCAUUCAAAGAGAAGAAAAAUCUAAGUAUGAUGAGGAGACAAUUAGUGCUCGUAAUAAUCUUAGCUGUUAUUUUCGUUGUUGUCUUGGACGUUACGCAAGUUGAAGCCACGAGGUCUUUCCCGGUGGACGUCGAUGAGAUCAGUCUGCUAUUGCAGGUGCUGCAAAGAGGUCCGGUUAGAGGCUCUGGUAGGAACGGUUGCACCCAUAUUCCUCGCGGCGGUUCAGGAAGGUGCCGCCACGGCUAAAGCUGUCACGCGAAACUUCUUCAUCAUUCUUUGAUUUUUUUCUUUUUGCAACAUUUGUAUGUUACGUACAUAAUUACAUAUACGUAGUUAUACAGUAGCUUUAGACUUGGUCUCGUAUCAUUUGAAUUGUAAUCAACGGUAAUUUGAUUAAUACAAACAUGUUUUU
This is a messenger RNA of Brassica oleracea var. oleracea, 461 nucleotides long. RefSeq lists its product as uncharacterized. The record is from RefSeq and is a predicted model, not a curated record. The transcript has a single exon. Lineage: Eukaryota; Viridiplantae; Streptophyta; Magnoliopsida; Brassicales; Brassicaceae. The coding region runs from base 77 to 295 and encodes 72 amino acids.